Molecule: messenger RNA, 559 nt
Organism: Drosophila yakuba
Lineage: Eukaryota; Metazoa; Arthropoda; Insecta; Diptera; Drosophilidae
Exons: 1
Coding region: 1-180 (59 amino acids)
Source: RefSeq, a predicted model, not a curated record
AUGACCGACAGCCAAAUUCACUUCUCCUACUUUAUCUGCGGACCGGUCUUCCUAUUGAUGGUGUUCAUCUACUUCUACUACUGGUAUCUGAAUGUCCGCGAGUGUCAAAGAUCUCGAGGGCGCGAGGCCACGCCUUCUUUGCUUGGGGAUAUCUCUGCGGAGCAACUGCAAGUCUAUUGACAAAGUGCUUGGGCUCGAGUUAAGUUCAUGUGAAUCACCACACUGCGAGAAACAUAACAAGAAACAGUAAAAGGGCAGCGAUUCAAUUAAACUUGUGGUCAAAAUCUUGUCCAAAUCAAAAUCUUCUAGCUACCGUUGGUAUGUUUGCUGUUGCCUGCUGUAUUUGCUUAGAUUUGUAAAUAAAAUCCAGUAACUAAUAGAAAGAAUAAUAUUAAUAUUAUAUUUUAUCAGUAAUAUUAAACUUAAUAUUCUUUCCAUGAAUUAAAAUAAAGGAAUGUAAACGAAACAUGUAGUAACAAAGAACGAACGCUGAAAACAGUAGUCACUGGAAUGAUGUCGCCUUGUUUACAAUCGAUUAUGAAUGAUUCAUUCUGUAUCU